This is a messenger RNA of Capronia coronata CBS 617.96, 1650 nucleotides long. Its product is annotated as allantoinase. The coding region runs from base 1 to 1650 and encodes 549 amino acids. Gene Ontology annotation, cellular component: cytoplasm. Gene Ontology annotation, biological process: purine nucleobase catabolic process; allantoin catabolic process. The transcript has a single exon. Gene Ontology annotation, molecular function: cobalt ion binding; allantoinase activity; zinc ion binding. The record is from RefSeq and is a predicted model, not a curated record. NCBI's taxonomy places the organism in Eukaryota, Fungi, Ascomycota, Eurotiomycetes, Chaetothyriales, Herpotrichiellaceae.
AUGGACGGGACGACGAACACCUUCCAUUCUUAUCCCACACCUCCUCGGUCUCCUCCCAAUGGCCAAUCAGACGCCACAGGGGAGUCGCCCAUCACGGUAAUCGCUUCCUCUCGAGCCAUCAGGUCUGGACAGCUUACUGCGGCCACAAUUGUUAUAUCAAAUGCCACUGGCAAGAUAACUGCGACCUUCGAUUCAAUCCUCCCACCCUCCGACUUUCCCCCUAACACCCCAUAUACCGAUUACUCCCCGCAUAUCUUGCUCCCGGGCCUGGUAGACGCUCAUGUACACCUCAAUGAGCCUGGCCGAACAGAAUGGGAAGGCUUCUACACCGGCACACAGGCUGCGGCCUUUGGGGGAGUCACCACAGUGGUGGACAUGCCACUGAAUGCUAUACCGCCGACAACAACUGUGGCAGGACUGCAGGAGAAGAUCAAAGCAGCGCAAGGUAAAUGCUGGGUCGACGUUGGCUUCUAUGGUGGCAUCGUCCCCGGCAACGAGGCGGAACUCAGGCCUCUCGUCAGAGAAGGAGUACGAGGCUUCAAAGGGUUCCUGAUCGACAGUGGUGUGGAAGAAUUUCCGGCGGUCUCCUCGACAGAUAUUAAAAAAGUAUUCGAGGAACUUGCGGAUGAACCUACCACAGUCAUGUUUCAUGCCGAGAUGAUUCCUCCCAUUGCGGAUUCAGUGGGUGACGAUGUCCAGACCUCACUACCCCCUCUCCAACCACACGGACCGUUGGAUGCAUACAGCACUUUCUUGGAAUCAAGGCCGCCGUCGUUCGAGACUUACGCGAUCGAAGAGAUUCUGUCACUGGCGCAUCUGGCGCCUAACUUGCCCUUACAUAUUGUCCACUUGUCCGCCAUGGAAGCCAUUCCACUCUUGAGGAAAGCCCGCUCUCAAGGCAUCAACAUUACCGCCGAGACUUGUCCUCACUACCUAUCCCUUGCAGCCGAACAGGUUGCCGUGGGUGACACGCGUCACAAAUGCUGUCCUCCCAUUCGAAGUCAAUCGAAUCAGGACGUGCUCUGGGACGAGUUACGACAACAUGGUGAGGAAGGUGUUAUUAAGACGGUGGUUUCGGAUCAUUCUCCCUGUACCCCAGAUCUCAAGCAUCUCCCGUCGCACUUCCCCGGACAUGCCUGUUUGCCAAAAGAUAGUGUCAAGGACCUGCCGCUCGAGACCGAUGCUGGUGAUUUCUUCUCGGCGUGGGGCGGUAUCUCCUCUGUCGGGUUGGGUCUCCCCAUCUUGUGGACAGAGAUGACAAGAAGAGGGCUGACCGGCACCGACUCCGCCAUUACUGACGUCGUCAAGUGGUGCUGUAUCAACACCGCCACUCAAGUGGGUCUGGAGAAGCAAAAAGGGGACAUUGCUGUCGGCUUUGAUGCCGACAUCUGCGUCUUCGACGACACGGCAGAAUGGGUCGUGGAGCCAAGCACCAUGUUGUUCCGGAACAAGUGCAGCCCGUACCAGGGCAAAACAAUGAAAGGGCAAGUGAAGGAGACUUUGCUCCGAGGGCGACAGGUCUUUGUCCGGGAUGGGCCCAACAACGGGUUUGUCGGCAAGGAGUGUUCAGGGCAAUUACUGUUGGAACCACGUCAGAAAGAAUUAAAGAAGGUCAAGAGUUGGUUCAAGCGAUGGAUUUACGACUUCUGA